This is a messenger RNA of Saprolegnia diclina VS20, 1275 nucleotides long. RefSeq lists its product as hypothetical. Bases 44 to 1210 code for a protein of 388 amino acids. The transcript has a single exon. The record is from RefSeq and is a predicted model, not a curated record. Gene Ontology annotation, biological process: mitotic cytokinesis; regulation of cytokinesis; double-strand break repair via homologous recombination. Lineage: Eukaryota; Oomycota; Saprolegniomycetes; Saprolegniales; Saprolegniaceae. Gene Ontology annotation, cellular component: lysosomal membrane; centrosome; midbody. Gene Ontology annotation, molecular function: cysteine-type deubiquitinase activity; phosphatidylinositol-3-phosphate binding; metal ion binding.
GUGUCACGUCACAACGGCGGCGCCAGAUGCUGCGGCUCGGCGAAUGAGCAUCGCAGGUGGCCGGUCCGGCUCUGCGUCGGCUUCUUCUUUGCAUCCGCUUCACUUUUGCUCCUGCCCAUCCAUGCACGAGGUGUACGAGCUCGCGUACGACGCCCGCGUCCUCGACGUGCGCUGGGUCCCGAACGCCGCCAGCGCGCUCUGCUGCCUCUGCUACGAGUCGUUUGGCCUCUUUGGGAAGCGCCGCCACCACUGCCGGCUCUGCGGGCAGCUCGUCUGCAGCGCGUGCUCGCCUCACAAAUCGAUUCUCCUUGGCUCGACGCGCCAAGCGUCGCGCACAUGCACAGACUGCGCCUCGCUGUUGACGUGCCUCGCGGCGCAGGGCGACCCGCGCGUCAAGCGCCGCAUCGCUUCGCCGUUCCAGCGCAAGACGCGCGCACCCGCGACCUCGUCGCUGCCGACACGCAGCUCGCACGAGCCGCCAUCCGCCGAGCUGCGGCGCGUGCUGCUCCUGAAUACGAAGGCCGGCGCGACGUACUAUGUCGUCCACACGCGGUGGUACGAGGCGUGGCUCGCGUACGCCGAUGGCGCGACCACGAGUCCGCCCGGUCCGAUCUCGAACCACGCGCUGCUCUACUUUUACAACGGACAACUGUACCCAAAACAGACGCUCUUGUAUGGCAACGACUACCGCUUCCUGCACGAAGACGCGUGGCGGACGCUGUGGAGCGUCUACGGCGGCGGCCCGUCGAUCGCCGUGCGCUGGGACGGCGACGCGCCGCCGCCGAGCGCCGACUGGCGCGUCUUCUUCCCGAGCAUCGGUGCCAAGGCGUCGCCCAAGGUCGUCAAGCCCGUCUCUCUCCAGCGCAUUCGCGCCAGCAGCACGACGCUCUCCGUGAGCUACCCGCGCGGCGACGUCCACGCUGUCGUGAACGUCACUGCGUCGGCCUUGUCGGCGGUUGACGAGCAGCCGUGCAGUCCGAUCCUCCUUCUCGCACCGCGCCCGUCCUUGCCGCCGGCGCAAGAGCGUCAGCGGGCGGCCAAAGAAGCCGUCGCAGCGUUCGCCAAGGCCGCGGGCCAAGCGCGGCGCGAAGCCGAAAACGUCACGUACCGCAAGUCGCUCGUCUCGCUCGCGGACGUUGACAUGCGCAUUAGCUCGAGCUUUUGCUCGCCAACACAAGCCACUUCGACGCUACGGACGACGAUCGUCUAGCUCUGUAUUUGAUUAUAGAAAAAAGACUAUUUAACAGGAUCAUCUUGGUGUAUGUCUGGCGACCA